ACACACAUAAACACUCCCUAAACUCCAGAUGGGGCUUGCUCCAUUGGCUGCACUUAGCUGUUUGUAGUAUUUUUAGGCUUGUUAUUCCGGGGGUCUAGUCCUGGCAGCCUGAUACAGAGUAUAUAAGCCCCUAUAACGGGGGCAGCUCAGUCAGCUCGUCAGAUAGAACGGCUCUGCUGCUCACACAGAGACUUAGUCUACAUGAGGGAUUGAUGCUAUGCCUCCACAAUAAUGUCUGAAGUGGCCACCCAGAAGUUCUCUCUGGCCUUCUCUUGCACCUCCCCGCUAGUUCAACCAGUCACACCGCCCUGCAGCCACGAGGAGGGACAAGACCCUCCACCUCAGCCCCAAAAUGAAAGACCAGUCCUCAGGAUGAAGAAUGUCAUCACAGAUCGGACUUGGGAUCAAACCCAAGAGAAGCCCGAGCCGACAGCCAGGGGACCGCUUAAGCCUGCAGGGGAACAUACCAAUCCCCCGGGGGUGGACAAAGGCCCGGGGGCUGGGCUACCCAGAAAAGCGGUGUUUGAGAAGUUCUCUGUGAAGGAGAGGUCGGCAGUGACGAUGUUGUCUGUGAAAGAGGAGGGAGAGGAGCAGCGUCCUGGCACCAAAAGACAGCUGUCCUCUGAGAGUGCUAACAGGACCGUGGCCAUGGUGAAGAAGAGGGAAGUGCGGAGAGAACCAGACAAACCCAAGCCCUUGCUGGGACAGAGGGAAACCCCGCGCCCGGGCCAAGCUGUGUUCAUCAAGAGGAAGCUUCGUAAAGACCUGUUUUCCAGCUCGGAGGUGUUCCGCAGGGUUGAUACAGACGCCAUCAAAGCAGGAAAGCAGCUGAAGGAGAAAUGUGUUUUUGACAUCCAGACCAUUGCUCAGAGAGUCACGCAGGGAGCCAAAACAGAGCUGGAGAGACUUAGAGCCAUCUGGGUCUGGCUUUGUCACAACAUCGACUAUGAUGUAACUGGGUACCUGGGCCAGAGUAAGAAGCUGUGUUCUCCUGAAGAAGUGAUUGCUGCUGGCAGAGGACUCUGCAGUGGGUACUCCAGUCUCUGUACUGAGAUGUGCAGGUCGGUGGGCAUCGAGUGCCUUGAGGUGCCCGGCCACAGUAAAGGCAUCGGUCACUUGCGGGGCAGGAGUCUCCAGGGGGUGAAGUCGGACCACCUGUGGAACGCUGUCUGGCUUGGGAGGCAGUGGUACCUGCUGGAUGCAUGCUGGGGGGCAGGGAGGGUAGACAUGGACACCAAGACCUUUAUCAACAGGUUUGAUGAUUUCUACUUCCUGACGGAGCCAGAGGACUUCAUUGACUCCCACUUUCCUGAUCAGGAGGAAUGGCAGCUCCUGGCCACACCCAUCACUCUGGAGGAGUUUGAGAGGCGUGUCUUCAAGACUUCAGCCUUCUACACCCUUGGACUCACCCUGCUGCAACCCAAACACUGGAGCGUAGUCACAGAGGAUGGAGAGGCUGUCGUGUCUCUGGGAUUGUCCAGAUCAGUGGCUUUCACCUACGAGAUCACCAGACUAGGUGUCCCGCAGCCAGACCACCCCGGCGGAGCUCCAGACUCCUCUGGCUUGCUCACAGUCUCCCAUCGGGGGAUGAAGCUCAAGCUGAUCCCUCCUGCCAGGGGCUCUUACGACAUUAAGCUGUUCGCUCGGCCUGACAAGGCCACCACCCCAUUUAGCUGGGUGUGUUCCUUCACCUUGGAGUGUCAAACCCCCAGGGCUUCAGAGGAGAUGCCCCAGAACCCCUUCCUCUCCUGGGGCCUGCAGGCUGGGGCGCGGGGUCUGGGAGUGGUGGGGACCAGCCUGGGGAAUGGGAGCCAGGUUAUGGAGGUGGAUGCUGGGAUGUUGGAGCUGGUGCUGCAGACCUCCAGAUCGCUGAUGGUUCUGUGUGAUCUGGUGCAUCCUGGUCUAGACUCGGCUCUGUCCAAACGCUGCCUGGCCACUCAGAUAGAAACUCACCGUCUCACUGUCCAUGUCCUCUGUCCCCUCAGGGGAUUCUACCGCCUCUCUGUGUUCGUACGGGACUAUGAGACGCCAGCCGUCAAGUUCCAGAACGCCGGGAACUUCCUGCUCCACUGCAGAGAGCGUCCGGUCAGCCUUACCAAUCUGUUUCCACCCGGCCUGGGGUCAUCCUGUGGACCGGGUACACGCGCCGCGGAUGCCGGUCUCUCCAAAUUCAGCCACACAGGGGCGCUGGUCAGCACGACACAAGGCAAAGUCAACAUCACUUUUCACACCCCACGGGACCUGGAUCUGCAUGUCACACUGUCUAGGGAGGAGACCAGUCCACAUGCGACGCUGUCUGGACAGGAACCGGAGACACGCCAGGACAGCCAGCAAUCCUCGGCGCCUUCACUCGCUCGCCAUGUCUUCCUAACCUAUACGGACAGCAAGGUGACAGUGAGCGCCAGCCUGCCUGACAUGGGGGUCUACCGGCUGGGUCUGUACGGCAGGACCUCCCCUGGGGGGGACUUCAACCCGCUCUGUGACUACAUCCUGAGGAACAGCUGUGAGCAGCGCCAGCCUCCCUUCCCCACCACCUACUCAGCCUGGACCCACAACAGGGGCAGUGUUCUGUUUGAGCCCCGGGCAGGCCUGCUGGGGGCUGAGUCCUGGGUCCGCUUCAGGGUGAGGGUUCCGGGGGCUCGCAGGGUGGUGGUGGUGGUUGGGGACACCAGGACGGAGCUGAAGACCAAUAAGAGCCGGGUCUGGGAGGGGGAGGUGUUUAGCGGGACAGGGGCGGGGCAUACACAGAUCAAAUUGGCCGCAGUCACAGGAGAGUCAGCUGACAUGGCCGUCAUGAUGACCUAUGACCUUCAGGGUCUGGACAAAGAAGAGUAAGAAAAGGGAUGGGACUACAUAGAUCUUGGGCUGUACAGUAGAGACUGACUGGGUUAUAGAGAUAUGAUACUGAGUGGGUUAUAGAGAUAUGAUACUGAGUGGGUUAUAGAAAUAUGAUACUGACUGGGUUAUAGAAAUAUGAUACUGACUGGGUUCUAGACAUUUGAAACUGACAGGGUUAUGGAGAUAUGGGUCUGUGGGGAUGAAGUGAGAGGAGAAACAAGGGAGGAUGACUCAGUGAUAGAAAACUGUUAUUUUCUUAAUGUCCAUGUGAAUGUGGUUUUAACAUCAGAGGUAACAGUCUGCUAAAUAAUCAACUGAAAAUGUCAAAUGUAGAAAUCCAAUGUACUAUAGAUGUUUGUGUACUGUACAAUGGAUGAAGAGAUUGAAAUAAAGAUAUCUGCGGAUUAUGCACAUUG
Molecule: messenger RNA, 3254 nt
Organism: Esox lucius (northern pike)
Lineage: Eukaryota; Metazoa; Chordata; Actinopteri; Esociformes; Esocidae
Gene: ky
Product: kyphoscoliosis peptidase
Exons: 7
Coding region: 232-2835 (867 amino acids)
Source: RefSeq, a predicted model, not a curated record